Sitophilus oryzae (rice weevil) is the source of this 1800-nucleotide messenger RNA. RefSeq lists its product as uncharacterized. Lineage: Eukaryota; Metazoa; Arthropoda; Insecta; Coleoptera; Curculionidae. The record is from RefSeq and is a predicted model, not a curated record. Bases 1 to 1800 code for a protein of 599 amino acids. Gene Ontology annotation, molecular function: nucleic acid binding. Gene Ontology annotation, biological process: DNA integration. The transcript is spliced from 3 exons.
AUGUUUAGGCAACAUGGGCUCAAGCUAAACCGAGGUAAAUGUACCUUUGCGGAACAUGUCUUAGAAGCUCUUGGUCACAAGAUUGAUGCAUCCGGAAUCCACAAAUCUGAUACACAUAUCCGUGCAGUACGUGAUGCACCCAAACCAGUAACUCCAGAAGAACUACAGCUGUUUUUUGGAAAAGCAACUUAUUAUAAUUCGUUUAUUCUAGAUCUAUCUACAAGAGAUAGACCACUAAGAGACAUGCUAUUUAAAGACCCAUUCGUCUGGACUCCAGAAGGUAACAAAGCUUACGAAGAUAUUAAAAACGCUCUAACUUCACCUCAAGUACUCAUCCAGUAUGAUCCAACCUUGCCUCUUCUGUUAGCAACCGACGCCAGCAAAACAGGUCUCGGUGCAGUGCUCUCUCAUCGACUAAGCAACGGGCAAGAACGUCCAAUCGCUUACGCCAGUAGAACGAUGACAGUAACAGAACAAAAAUACCCACAAAUAGACAAGGAAGCUCUUGCAAUAGUAUGGGCGGUACAAAAGUUUUUCAAUUACUUGGAAGAAGCCGAGGAUUUUGACGAUUUCGAUUGUUUUACUAUACAUCAAACUCAGCAACUACCAGUGAGAGCAGAAGCAAUCGCACGCGAAACGAGAAAAGACCUACACCUUGGUAAGAACGUGGAAAUUCUAGAAGAUGGACAGGAUUUAGUAUAUCACAACUUUAAAGCCCCCGAAGUUAAGUAUACUCUAGCAGCCAACUGCUUGAUGUUUGAGCAUAGAGUAGUGAUUCCGCCUUCUCUACGAGACACCGUCCUCAACGACCUUCAUGUAGCUCACCUAGGCAUAGUCAAGAUGAAAGGAUUGGCACGUUCUUUUGUUUUUUGGCCAGGUAUAGACGCAGACAUUGAGACACUUGCUAAGUCUUGCACAGCAUGUGCAACACAAGCGCAUGAUCCAUCCAAAUUUCGUGACCACCAUUGGAAGUACUCAAAGGCACCAUGGGAACGUAUUCAUAUUGAUUACGCAGGUCCAGUAGCCAACACGAUGCUGUUAAUCGUUGUCGACGCUUACAGUAAAUGGGUUGAAGUAAAACCUACCACUCUUACCACAGCAACUUCAACAAUCGCUAUUAUGGACAACCUCUUCACAGCAUAUGGUACACCAAUCACUGUUGUUUCAGAUAACGGUAGACAAUUCAUUGCAGAAGAAUUUAAGACUUUCCUGAAGAAUAGUGGAGUGAAAUACCACAAACUAUCAGCACCAUAUAAAACGAGUAAUCUUAACCAAUUCCUUCGACAAUAUCGCAAAGCACCACAUUCCACCACAGGACAGUCCCCAGCUCAAUUGUUCUUAGGACGAGACCUUCGCACUAGCCUCAAUCUAACGAGACCUGAUGAUAUAUCAACGAAAGUGUUAGAAAAACAACGAGCUGAAAUGCAAUCAACUUUUCGCACCUUGGAAGAUGGACAAAGAGUGUAUUUCCUAUCUGCAAACCAGAAGCUCGACAAAUGGCUCCCUGGGACAAUUUCUAAACGAAUAGGUGAUCUCCACUAUGAAAUCAACUAUGAAGAUAAACAAAUAAGACGUCAUGUUGACCAAAUAAGAAUAUUUCAAGGACCAAUAGAAGUACCAACAAAUGAUCGUCAACGCCAUAUUCGAUACUAUGAAGAACCACCAAUUGUACCAGCUACCAGAACAUCAAUUCGUGAACUAGAACCUCCAGUGAUACUAGAGAAUACACCUCACAUUCCAAUGAUACCACGAAGAUCAAAUCGAGUGAUUCAUCCACCACUGAGAUAUUCACCAAAUUGA